AUGACUGGCUCUUGUUUUUGUAGACAAGACGGGGCCCCUCAUUCUCCACGAAUAGUCAUCAACAAAUACUCAGAUGAGCAGCUCAAAAAGGUAGCCCAGCGGAUGAGAGAGAGACUGAAUAUAUACAAGGAGAAAGUUACUGACCGCUAUGCUUCCUCCCCAGAGAUAACCCCUCCUGUCACACCGCUACUACCUAAAGACGAGUACACCAGGGUGAUGGAGGAGAGGGCAAGGCAAGCAGAGGAGGAGAGGAUAAAGAAAGAGGAGGCAGAUAAGAAGAAGAAAGAAGAACAGGAGAAGAAAAAGAAAGAAGCAGAACAGAAGAAAAAGGAGGAGGAGGAGAAAAGGAAAGAGGAGGAAAAGAAGGUGAAGGUGCCCUUAAAGAUGAGGCUGAUUGCAGCUUAUUGGUCAUCAGUGGAUUUUGUAUUGAAGCCUCUGGAGGACCGUAUGGAUUCUGUGAUUGGCUCCACCAUCGACCCCUUCACAGAUCGCCGCUACAUCGCCUGGCUGAGUCUGGUUACUGUGGCCAUCAACUACAACACAUGGUUCAUUACCGCCCGAAUGUGUUUCCCUUACCACACUGAAACCUCCAUCCCCAUCUGGUUUGUCAUGGACGUCGUGGCAGACAUCAUUUACCUUCUAGACUCUGUCUUGUUUCAGCCUCGCAAACAAUUUGUAAAAGGAGGAGACAUCAUAAAAGAUCGUGUUUUGACAACCAAACACUACAGGGAAUCGGAGAGAUUACUGGCCGACGUUGUUGCUCUCCUUCCACUUGACCUGUUAUACUUCCACUUUGGGUUUAAAUCUGGUUUCAGAGCCAACCGUUUGCUGAAGAUAGAUACUUUUUUUGAGUUCAGUGACCGUCUGGAGAGCAUCUUAGCUAAGGCGUACAUCUGGAGAGUGAUUCGCACCAUUGGCUACCUCCUCUUCAUGCUUCACCUGAAUGCUUGCUUCUACUACGUGGCUUCAGAAUAUCAGGGCAUCGGGGAAACAAAAUGGGUCUAUUCCGGCCUAGGCAGCGCGUACCUGCGCUGUUACUACUACGCUGUCCGCAGUCUGAUCAACAUCGGUGGACUAAAUGAGCCCCACACUGUCUUUGAGAUAACCUUUCAGAUGACAAACUUUUUCGUAGGCGUCUUUGUCUUCUCAAGUUUGAUUGGACAGAUGAGAGAUGUCAUCGGUGCAGCCACAGCAGGACAGACCUACUUCCGGACCUCAAUGGACAACACAGUGGCUUACAUGGUGACCAACAACAUUCCCUCCUUGGUGCAGAACAGAGUCCGCACCUGGUAUACCUACACCUGGGACGCUCAGGGCAUGCUGGAUGAGUCUGAAUUGCUUGAAAAGAUGCCGCUUGUAAUGAGGACUGCCAUCGCUGUGGACAUCAACCUGGCAACGUUUCAGAAGAUUGAUCUCUUUAAGGGCUGUGACCAGCAGAUGUUAGUGGACAUGUUACUGAGGCUAAAGUCCAUCAUCUAUCUACCAGGAGACUUUGUGGUGAAAAAAGGUGACAUCGGUAAGGAGAUGUACAUUAUCAAAAGUGGAGCGGUGCAGGUGGUGGGAGGACCCGACAACAGCAUUGUGUUUGUGACGCUGAAGGCAGGCUGCGUGUUUGGAGAAAUCAGUUUGUUACAGUCAUCUAAAGACGGAGGGAACAGGCGAACAGCCAACGUCAAAGCAUAUGGCUUUGCUAAUCUUUUCGUUCUGGAAAAGAGGGACCUGUUUGACAUUCUGGUCCACUAUCCAGAGUCUCAAAAGGUGUUGGCCAGAAAGGGCAGGAAGCUAAUGAAGGCUAAGGGGCCUGCAGCAGCUAAAGUAGCGGAAGAGAAGAAGAAAGGACACGCGCUAUUCGGCCCCAAACCACCAACACCCAAACUGCUGCGAGCUUUUGGAGGAAACAUUAACAAAGACAUGUUUGACAGACUGAAGAAAUCUGGUGACCAAUGAGGGCUCAGAUGAAGUCUGUACUCAUUUUGAUUUCUCCAUUUUUGGGAGUAAAGUUGAAGAUUUUUUUUUUUUUUCAGAUUCUUUGUACUGUUUUAUAUCUUUUUUUUGUGUGUGGUAUGUUUCCUCUCAGUGGAAGAUUACACUUUAGAUGGAUUUGUUAGCUUUAAGCCCAAUAUUUUGCUCCCAAAACUAAAGGGAUGCUGUAAAUCUAAUGAGGAGAUAAAACCAAAGUAGCGGUUAUAAACAGUGGCGGUUCUCGAUAGGAUGCCACCUGUCUUUCUGUGCCAAGGUUGUUUUUUUUGUUUUUGUUUUUUUAUAAUCACAAAUUGAAUCGUGCUUUUUGACUUUCAUAAUUUAAGUCUGUUUUAAAAAAGCUGUGUAUCAGUUUUAAUCAGUGUGCCCUCAAUCCACACUGAUUGCAUUCUGCAUCUCCUCCGUCUGUUGUAGCAAAGAGCACAGUGAGAAAAUCCACACUGGAUCCUGGUAGGAUCUGUUCAUGCAAAGCAAUCCCCUCUAUUUCAUGUCUGACUUUCUCUCUGGCUCAGCUUUUUUUUUUUUUUAGAA
Cyprinodon variegatus (sheepshead minnow) is the source of this 2511-nucleotide messenger RNA. RefSeq names its product cyclic nucleotide-gated cation channel beta-3-like. The record is from RefSeq and is a predicted model, not a curated record. The transcript has 14 exons. Gene Ontology annotation, biological process: monoatomic cation transmembrane transport. NCBI's taxonomy places the organism in Eukaryota, Metazoa, Chordata, Actinopteri, Cyprinodontiformes, Cyprinodontidae. Gene Ontology annotation, cellular component: plasma membrane; intracellular cyclic nucleotide activated cation channel complex; photoreceptor outer segment. The coding region runs from base 1 to 1947 and encodes 648 amino acids. Gene Ontology annotation, molecular function: intracellularly cGMP-activated cation channel activity; intracellularly cAMP-activated cation channel activity; cGMP binding.